CUACAAACUACAACUUCCUUCAGAAAUACCGCGAAUUCAAAACCAAAAGCAUUAAAAAACAACAUCAACUAGAAAUCAUGGAGGUGGAUCAAGAUCUUCAGAAUUUGUUGGAUUCCCAAGAAGAUGAAGAAAAUGAGUUAGUUCUUAGCCCUGCCGCCUUGAUACAAGUUAUGGAAGAGGCUUGGCUAAAUGAAAAAUUUGCUCCAGAAGUUCUACCAAAUAAAAUUGAAUUCGUUGAAUUGCUUCUGGGGCAAUUGACAGCAAUGGAAGAAAAUUUAAUUAAUGCAAGUGAUAAGGAUAUCAAAAAAGGAAUUCAUCAACUUGAAGUAGACCGUUUGAAAUUUCUUGUUUGUAGUUACUUGAGAAUAAGACUAGAAAAAAUUGAAAUGUAUGUUGAAAAAGUUUUGAAAGAGGAAAAUGCAAGAAUAGAAAGAGGUGAAGAAUGUUACUUAACUGAGGCUGAAUUGAGUUUUGCCGAAGGUUACAAAGGAAUUGUGGAUAAACAUUUUGAUAACCAAAUGAACAUUCAUCCAACAAUACCAACGGAAUGGAGAAACCAAGUUAUUCAGCCAAAUUUACAUAGUUUUGUUUUUUCGAAAUCUAAAGCUAAUAUUGAGAGCAUUAUCAUUGAUGAAGGCAAUGAAGAUGAAACAGUGUAUGUCAAUAAGGACUCGCAAAUGAUAAUUUCUUACAAUAGUGUGAGUAAUUUGGUGAAGAAUGGUGAUGUACAACUUAUCUGAUCCACAAAAUAAUUUGAAACAAUAAUUUUUCAAAUAUGUCACGUUAUUUCACUAAUAAAAAUUUCACAAAUUAUAUUAUUUUGUAAAUAGUUAGGUUAGAUCCCCAAAUAAUAAAAUAUUAGAGUUAUAAAAUAUUUAUUUCUUUUGUUUGGCUUCAACAUCACUGUUAAUCUGUUGUAGUUGAGAAUAAACAAUUAGAUAUAUAAA
Messenger RNA from Coccinella septempunctata (seven-spotted ladybird), 947 nucleotides. RefSeq names its product DNA replication complex GINS protein SLD5 (gene Sld5). Gene Ontology annotation, biological process: DNA-templated DNA replication; double-strand break repair via break-induced replication. The coding region runs from base 78 to 740 and encodes 220 amino acids. Gene Ontology annotation, cellular component: GINS complex. Lineage: Eukaryota; Metazoa; Arthropoda; Insecta; Coleoptera; Coccinellidae. The transcript has a single exon. The record is from RefSeq and is a predicted model, not a curated record.